AAGGUAUACAAAUUGGUCUAUGUCCUUACUUUCAGGCAAAAUGAAUAUCUUACUUGGAAAUUGUGUGGGCAGUUGUGACCAAUUGGCUGGUCCGCCACCAGAUUUUAUACUCUCAAUGCCGCCGCCGCCGCUGCCAUCGUUCCUGAUAUCAAAACCGAAGAGCAUUGAUAUAUUGUUGCCAUCGAAUGAGUCUCAGCCGUGUUUUGCAGCCUUUAUGUGUGGCCAAAACCAGCAUAAUGAUAGCGGCAAUGAGCUGAUGGAGCUGGUACGCAGCGAUACAAAGAGUUUGGAAAAUGUUUGGUUUUUCGUCUCGUCGUGCAUUGGCAUAUUUGUGCUUGCCUGUUUCCUGGCAUUGAUUGUCAUCAGAUGCAAAGACACCUUUUUCUCGUAUCAUGAUGCGAAUAUCAAGCAAAACGCAAUCAAUGCCCUGGGUGAAGCAACCAAAUCGAAUGCCUUCACCUCGGGGGGAAUACUCUAUCCAUGCGCCACAGCAAACAGUCGGGAUCUUUUGCAGAGUCAGCUGGUGAAUGAUAGCCGCCUGCUGUGGGCCACCUUAACGCCACACGGCACCAGGCAUUUCAUAAUUGAGAACUCUCAGGAUGGCCACUACGAGUCCGUUGAUUAUCGCGGCAAGGCGCACAAUCAGGUGUUCCGCGGCUAUGCCAAGCAGUCGCAAUCCUUUGUCAAGUCCUUCGAUAACAAUGGCUUUGUUGAUUACGAUUAUGAGGAUCCGACACCCCUAAUGGACUCCUACCAUGACGAUAUGGACUCGGGCUACCAAGAGCCCCAUGAAGUGACCGGCUCGCUUCGACGCUCCCCAUUGCGAGCACUCGCAUCGUCACCCACAGCGAAUGAUAUAUCAAAUAUAACAUCAACAAAUCAUAAUCCCAACAAUCUGGGGCCGAGCAUCCAUUCGAGUCAGGCUGCCAAUACGCUCUCCAUCAGCCGUAAGACAACGCUGUCGCGGCGCAUUAGCGAUGCCUCCUCCCAUAAUGGAACCUCUAUGUAAUGUUUGGUGCUCGUAGUCGCCUCGCCUAGUGUUACGCGCAAUCAAGUUUUUUGUAAAUUAAACAUGGAUUAAUUGAGCAAACGGGAAUCAGGAAAAAUUUGCGUGCAGGAGAAAGCUGAAGAUGCGUUGAAAUGCCUGUCGUCCAUAAAAAAACGAAAAAAAAAAAAAACUAAUAAACUAUUCAUACAGUAUUUAUAUACAGAAAUGUAUGUCCGCCUAGUCUAAGCAAAGUACUUAGUAAUACGUCAGAUACACAUAGAACUCGAUAUGUUGCAUAAGCUGCUAAACACAAUUAUUGAAUCGCUAAAUAGUAAAUAAAUAAUAUGCAUUUUAGCUGCCAACUCGCAAUAUCGCCAGCUGCAACAUAAUAUUAUACAUAUAUUGUAUACUUUACAGCUGACAGUAUACACAAUCCUACAAUACUAUCCUAUCAUAAUACACUUAUAAUUAUUUAUAUUUUAUGAAUUUAAGCAUAUAAAUAUACAUAUUUUAAACUAAUAUACGUACAAUAUUAAGUGAAAA
Molecule: messenger RNA, 1531 nt
Organism: Drosophila novamexicana
Lineage: Eukaryota; Metazoa; Arthropoda; Insecta; Diptera; Drosophilidae
Exons: 3
Coding region: 20-1009 (329 amino acids)
Source: RefSeq, a predicted model, not a curated record